AGGCCUCAAACGGCAAUGGAUCCUCUGAGCAGCGCCUAUAUGGCUCAGACGAGGAACCCCAAAACCCAACCGGAACCAAAACCCGUAUACAAGCCAGAACACCUUGCGAUAUUGCUUCAUUCGAAACGACCCAAACCCAGUAACCCGUAUACACCAAUCAACAAUUCCCACCAUGCUUAUUGCUCGAACUCCUCUUCGGUUCUUCAACGAGAAGCUCCGAUUGCCGGAAGGUACGUGUCCAAGCGUGAACGAGCAAUCUUGGGUUCGGUUUCUCAAGUGCCCGUCCAGAACCCAGAUCCUAAUCGGGAUACUCCACUCUCCUCUUCGCCUGGUUUAUGUGAAGCCUAUACAUCAUAGAUGUCCUUGUAUUCAGCGCCAUCCAUUCGAUCCAACUUUUGUUGCCCAGUCAAAUGGAAACUACAUUGCUAUCCUCUUAUAAUCCCCCUUUCAAGCUAGAAAAGUACAAAAGAUAUGAAAGCCAAGGGGUUUCUGGGUUCCCAAUAAAAAGCAAUUUCAGUCUUGAUGGGGAGAAGCUUGCUUCUGGCUUCUCGGAUGGUUGUAUCUAUCUUGACGACUACAAAUCAUCAGAACUCAUCAGGAAAACCAAGGCAUACAAGCAAGUCUGCAUAGACGUUGCUUUCCAUCCUGUGAUUCCUAAUGUAAUUGCCACUGCUCGGAAAGCAAGCAGAUGAAACAAAACAGUAAUGGAUGAGAAGUUGAAGGGAGGGAAAAUGCCAUUUUUUCAUGAACUGGUAGUUGCACUCUAUCAAAACAUUGAUGUUAAAUGUCACAAUGGAAAGUGUUUGAAUUGUUGGAUUGCACAAGUAUCUUGUAUAUUUCUUAUAAACCAACUAUUUCAGUCUCAAAGGUUGGCUGCGGUUGAACUGUUGAAAGUUUCUUUCUUUUUUUCUUUUUUAUUUUUAAAGUUUUAGUAUUGAAACUGCUUGAGCAGCAGAAAUUUGAUCUUUUGCUAUCAAGAUUACGACUGCUGAUCCAUCUUUUGUAGCAUAUACAGUACAGGUUUUAUA
Tripterygium wilfordii is the source of this 1028-nucleotide messenger RNA. RefSeq lists its product as uncharacterized. The transcript is spliced from 2 exons. The coding region runs from base 16 to 357 and encodes 113 amino acids. NCBI's taxonomy places the organism in Eukaryota, Viridiplantae, Streptophyta, Magnoliopsida, Celastrales, Celastraceae. The record is from RefSeq and is a predicted model, not a curated record.